CUAUAGAUCAUUGAUUUUAAGAGAGCAUCAAAACAUUGGCUGGUCAGGACGUGAUGGCUUCCUCGGGAGAGGAAAAGGAAGAAGGACAAGAUGACACAGGUGUGGCGGACUCAGAGGUGGUGCUGGAUCUGUGUGGGCGGAGACUCAAGAGGCUGGAGAAGGCGCCGGCCAACCAAGCCUACGCCACAGCACUCGUCCUCGACAACAACUCACUGCAGAACCUCUCCAACCUGGACAGCUAUGGCGAACUGGAGAGGCUGUCCAUCGCCAACAACCAGCUAGUGAGGAUGUACUGGUUCGCUCGGAUGUACUCCCUGCGUGUCCUCAACCUUCCAAACAACAACAUAGUACAGGUGGAGGGUCUGCGGGAGCUCAUCCACCUCAUCCAUCUCAACCUAGCGGGAAACAAGAUCAAGACAAUAGAGGGUCUGAGUUACAACCGAACACUGGAGCAUCUUAAUCUGUCGGGGAACUCUAUCUCUCACGUCAACGAUCUCUCAAUGCUGAAGAGUCUUAAGGAAUUGUUCUUGCACCGGAAUCGCAUCAGCACCCUGUACCGCUGCAACAAGUACCUGCCACCCAGCCUCAUCAUCCUCACCCUGUCAGACAACUCCCUCACAGACCUCAAUGACCUGUCCACCCUGUCACACCUCAACCAUCUAGAGCAGGUCACCAUCCUCAACAACCCCUGCCUGGAUCCCCUGCAGCCCACCGAUGAGACGGGUCAACCUGUGGGACCCCUGCUGGCAUUUGACUACCGACCUUAUGUCAUCAACUGGUGCCUUAACCUGAAGGUCCUUGAUGGUUAUAAGGUCACGCCAAAGGAGAGCUUGAAGGCGGAAUGGCUGUACUCUCAGGGGAAGGGGCGAGGCUUCCAGAUAGGGGAACACACAGCUUUGGUGCAGUACCUCUCUGGAGUGUGCCUGGCAGGGGGAGGCUGGGGUGGUGCUGACCUGCCUGAUGAUGAUGACAAACUGGCCAAGAUCCUUCAACUGGCCAAGCAACACCAACAUGACCUGCGCCAUGCUGUGAACGGGCAGGACGUGAGUGAGCCAUCGAGUGGGCGUGGCAGCAGGUCCAGCAGCCACCAUGACUCCCCGGCACUGCACAGGAGGAGUGCCGUCCGCUCCACCUCCCUGCGCCGCAACACUGCCCCCACCCGGCCUGCCCCUGCCCGGGAGUGCCACCGCCGCACCCACUCCCACUCUGCCUCAGUGCGGGAGUCCAGCACGGCACGCUCCUACCAUGUGGAGCUGUCCAACACCCUGUAUGGCGGGGACCUGCGCACCCCAGAGACUCCCAGCCUCAUGACCCAGAGCAUGGAUCCUGCCAUCCUGUCCCAGCUGGCCGGCCCCACACCCCGCGGCCACACAGACCUCAUGUCCCGCAGCCUGGGGGCCGAGCAGAUGUCCCGCUCAUUAGGUAUUGACCCCAUGAGUCAGUCCAUGGGGGAGGAGGACUUCAAGCGGGCAGACUUUGACCCCAUGACCCAGAGCCAGGACCCCAAGCAGCUGGCACGGUGUCUGGCCCAGCCUGACCCCACGGACCUGAUGACCCGCAGCCUGGACCUGGGUCACCUCACCAACGGGGAGGCCGAGGUGUGGGGGGAGCGUGUGGCCCACCCUUCCCAUGGCCACCCACGCCCCACCAGCCUGUUUGGGGCUGAGAAUGACCUGGCUGUGGAGGAUGUGGCCAACCAAGAGGUGAGUAGUCAGCUGGUUGGGUCCAGUAAGUUUGUUCCAGCACCAGAGAGCAUCAUGAGUCCAGAGUUCCAGGCCGCUGUUGCCUCUCAGCCCGCACAAAGCCACAGCACAGUGCCGCCUUCAGGGUCGUCGGGACGGCCCCACAGCCAGCAGAAUGCCAACAUGGGUCGGCCCAAUGCGGCGUGCAGCUCCCCUCGCCCUCCUCCGUCCAGCAGAGUGCAGCCUUCCCCGCAGCCCCAGGCUUCCCCAAGGCAAGCAGGAGUAUCAGCAACGCCAGCCGCUGUUCGGUCAUCUUCAGCCACUCGUCCCCGGGCCUCUCCCAUGAAAAGUCCUGCCCCCACAACCUCUGCCAACAUGGAUAUGCCCAAAGGCUCUCCAUCCCGCAGCCAGCGCCCCACUGCCACCCCUGCUGGUGUCAGUGGGGGCCCUUCCACCCUUCCACGACCCAAGCCUUCCCCACGACCUGCUCCCAGAUAUGUAAGGUCAUUGUCUGUGGAGCCAGUGUCAAGAAGGCAAGGCAACUCAAGGAAGAAGGUGCCAUCGCCUCACCACGGCUGUUCAGACGCAGACUCAGACAACACAGACUCAGAGAUGUCGGCCUCCAAGCUGCAGACCAUCAAGAGCAUUGCUGCCGAGCGUAAACAGACGGAGAAGAGAGGCCGAGAGCUUCCCCAUGUGGCCCACACCUACGAUCCAGAGAAGUACAAGAGUGGUGCCCAAGCCAGGACUCUGGAUGACAAGAAUGGCCGCAGGCGCUCCAGCAACAGCAGCAGUGGCAGCAGCAGUUCAGGCAUGACCAAGCAGCAAGCAGCCAUCACGCUGCAGAAGCACUGGCGAGGUUACCAGACACGCAAUUAUGACCCACAUGCUGCCAGGAUCAGAGACGACAUCAGGCACUCCCGCGCUGAGCAGCACAUCAAACACCUGACGGAGAAGCUGCGCAGCACGGAGGAGGCGCUGGAACGGGAGCGGCGGCUGAGACACAUGCAGCUGGAGGCGAUCCGUACCCUGUGGCGAGAGAUACAGAAGCUGCAGGCCAGUAAGAGGGAUGGUGGCCUCAACACCCCCUCAACCCCAAUGACACCCCUCACCCCCCUCACCCCCAUGGACAACAGCAGCAGGGAGGGAGCACAGGCAGGGACUGCAGCUGCCCCGCCUGCUGUGGCUGUCCCUGGGGCAGGCAAGAAGUACUCAGAGGAGAGUGUGAAAGAGCUUACUCAGUUUUGUGCUGCAUUGCAAGGCCAGGUGGGGCAGCUGCAGGACUCCCUCUCAAUGGUGACACAAGUGAUGAAUGCAUUCUGCAACCUGCCUGGCUCCCAGUCUUUGCUGACCAUGUCUCAGUCCAGCGGGUCAGGUCAAGAGAGGUCACCAGGUGGGGCCAGCUCUCCACCCUCCCAAAGCAUAGCUUCGGUGUCUGUACCGCUGAGCGAGUCUGUGACCUCCCUCACACACUCUAUCUGUGCCCUCACCACCUCCAUCGUCAAGUCCCCCUCCGGGCAGCGGGAGCAGCAGGGUGUGGUGCAGCGUGGUGGCCAGGCAGUGGUGGCAGCAGCAGUGGUUCGGGAGGAGGAGCAGAGCAGUGGAGAGCACUCCAGCGACGGUUCAGAGGGCACGCCGGUGGCUUGCCAGAAGCAGUCGCUGCCACACCUGCACACACUGCUGGACACAGCUGUGUCCAUGGCCUCUGCUGACCUCAACUCCACGGCACUGGAUGUCUCCACGCUGUCGGUGGACUCCACGGAGGGCGGCGAGGCGGGUGACACCACUGGCCGGGAUGAGGCAGAGCUUUCUGAGUCCAGCCAGUCAUCACUCUCUGGCAGUCUGUCGGGCAGCUGCUCUGGGAACCAGUCUGAGGGUGGUAGACAGGGCAAUGCUGGUGGUGGUGGCAGUGGCAGCAGUGGUGGUGGUGGACCUCUACGGCCGUCAUCCCUGCCAGUUGCUCGUCCCCACACCCCCCGCACCACCGCCUCCUGACCCGCUGGUCCUCCCUCUUCACUGCCUCUCUACCUACUCCCUCCCUCCUCCUCCUCUUCCUCCUCCUCCUCCUCAUCCCUGUGCCUCCCCUUGCGGCCGGCACCAAGAGCUAUUCAGCACUACGCUUCAGCCCUGCUGUCCUCAGUGUUCAUGGACCUCACCCUGCCAACCCCCUGCCAGCCACACUGAGGCCACACCACACCACACCAUACUACCACACUACACCACCACCCUGCCAGCCCAGUGCCAGCACAACUGAAGCUCCCCACACUACACCACACCACACCACACCAUACCACCAUCACAGGGACACAGGCACACCACAUUCUGCACCACUCACUCACACAUUCAUUCACUGCUUGACAUUUAUUUGUUUGGAUGCGUUUGAUCUCAACAUUCUGGUCUGUCUUUAACAAGAAAGGUCAUGGUGAGUCUCAGAGUAUGACUAGUGUGACUCACAGAGAGGCCAGCUGGUGUUACAGGCGGGUUUUGUCAAAACAAACUGACCACUAGUGAUAAUUGAAGCUUGAAUCUCUGCCAAAGUUGAGUUGAGGAAUGUGGUUUUCCUGUUAGCUGAGAGAAUGCAUAGUAGGGAACUGUCUGCUUCACUGCAUGGCUUUGGUUCUCGUUAAGUUGUGUCUGAAUGGAUAAGCUGCUAUGUAUGUGUACAGUACAUGCCACAAUUAUGAUUUGAGUAAGGUGCUGCCUCCUCGGACCCUUUCAGUCAUUCAGUACUCAUGACACUAAGACAUCAUGAUUCGUAUUCACAAUUAGUCAAUACAAAGACGUGAUCUUUUUGUUUAUUUGUACUUUAGGAAUGCUUGUGUGUGUGUAUGUGUGUGUGUGUGUGUGUGUGUGUGUGUGUGUGUGUGUGUGUAGAUGCCAGUCUGGUGUUUAGACAGAUGGGUAGACCAAGAUUAUAAUGUGUUUGAGACCUUGAAAAUUAAGCCUGAGUUCAUCCAUCUCUCUCUACCCCUGCCUGCUAUCAUUGGAAGGCACAGACAUGCACUCACAAGCAUUCCUUCCCUUUGUGAUAGAAUUAGAUCAUAAAAAACUAUCAUCAUUUCAUCAGUAUUUUGAGAAGCCAUUUGCCAGAACAGGAGGAGGAAGCUUUUAUGUUCCUGGGGAAGGAGGAGGGCAAGGUAUCCGAGAUAUAGAGUUAGGUAGGCAGAUAUAGGACAGUUCAUUGGGUCUUUUGGUUGGUAAAAGUAAGUAAAUUGUAGUAAUGGAGACUUACAGGUAAUAACUUCAUUAUAUCUUUGGUCUGUGAAAGCAAGUAUUCAUUUAGUUAUGAUAGAAAUUCAUUGGCAGUUAGUUAGUUCAUAGAAUGUGUAUUUUUAGUAGAUUUACUGUAGUGAAGAUUUUUGGCAGAAUUCAUCAAAAGUUAAUAAAUUUUGAAAGUAAGCAUUGAUGUCAUUGGUAAUAUUUUCUUAGUUAGCAAACCAUGCAUCAAUUAGACAGUAAUCUUCAGUUGUGGGAUUAGAAAGUGCAUAUAUAUAUAUAUAUAUAUAUUCUAUAUAUACUCUAUAUAUUAAAAGAGAAACACAUGAGGCAAAGCUAUGUAAAGUACUCAUAUUCUUAGGAGAUAAGAAAUUGCCCUCUAUAAGUGUAACAAAAAUCAAGAUAUAUUUCCGACGAAGGAAGGUUCCAUAUUUUUGUGACUGUGAUCUCAGUAUUGUCCAGCAGACAGUUCCCUGCACCACUGCAUCUCUAUGGCUCCUUUGUCAUGUCACAAGAUUUUCAUGUGUAAAAGUCUCAAUAUUUAUAUCACAAGACCUCAAUGAGCACUCCUCUCCCGUCACUCAACACAGGAUUGAACCUCUCAGCAGCCUCCUGGUGAAGAUGCUCUCAUCACAGGGAUAAAGAACAUUCUGAUGAAAAUGAACGCUUUAUUGAUCUCAUCUUGGGGUAGUGCAGCUCAAAACUCUUCAGCUGUUGAUUUAACUAACGGAUAACACAGCCGGGUGGUGGAAGUGGAUGACCAAAUUGAGGAUUGUUUAUUUUGAUGAGUGUAGUUGUCCCAAUCCGACGAGUGAGAGAGAGAGAGUGGCUCCCAGCGAGUGGCGGCCACAAAGCAGGCAUUCCCAUGUCACGUGGGCACAACUUGACCCUUAGCAGCGCAGCUUUCCCUCUCUUGUGUGUGGGCCCAGUAUGGUGUCACUGCUGCUGCCGCCGCUGUCAUGAUGUGUCAUUCUUACUGUGGAGAGAAGCAUGUGUGUCAUGUGGAGGCCAAGUAUUCUCUAGUCAUGGAUAGUCACCAUAUGUUUUCAAUGUGCUGUGUUAGUCAUAGUGGCAGCUUAGUACUGACAACAACAUGAUCUAAGACUGUAUUGUUAUUUUAAGUCAUUCAUACAUACAUACAUAGUGAAAGGAUUGUUUUAGGUGUAUAUAUGUGUAUGAAUUUUGUUGUAUUGUUUUUAUUAUUCUGUUGCACACAAACUAGGAUGUAUAUUCUUCUUUUGUAUUGAGGAAGGAGGUGGGAAGGUUGUUAUUAUUGGGCCUGCUUGCCUUGUUGUCACAAAGGGCACCACUCACUGCUGACUCACCACACCAGCCUCUAACAAAAUCCACCAGGCAGGGGUGUGCAUGCCCUCUGCCAGCAAGCUUGGCUGUGGAGUGUCACCUGUCUUAGAUGCAAGGGCUGCCACCACCACCACCACUAUUACCACUCCUUGGUCAGGAUGGAACAUCAAGAACACAAGGGUUGGUGUAGGAAGCCAUCAGGCCUGCAUAUGGCAGUCCAUGUAUUAAAACAUGUCUGCCUGUUUCAACCUGUCAACCUUGUCCUAGUGUGUGUGGCAGUUUAUGUGUCUGGGCAUGUGAACACCACUGGAAUACUGACCUUGUAGUGGGCCUAAGUUUUCUCACCAUGCUGUUUCUGCUCCACAUUCAGUGUUUCCAAACAUGCUUUACAUCAAUGGAUAAACAGCAUUGAGUGCAGGAAGGUAUUCAUACUGCAGUGGUGUCACUCUUAUCACUUCUGUGCCAAGCUGGGAAGAUUCAUUAUGGUGGUCAAGGUUGUCCAUCUCUCCCAGCUUGACUCAGGACUGUUGCUUGGAAGGUUGUCUUUAGGAUUUGUGCAGGAAUGAUGCCUGGCAGAUGGCAGAACCACAGCAAAGGGUGAGGAGGUGAACACUGUCUCUUAUAAUCUCCUCUCAUGGAAAUACUCAUUUGCACCUUUGGACAAAUGUUAGACAGUAGGGAAAUUGAUGAAAAGCUAUUUUGCUUUUUUUUUAAAUGAGUAAUGUCCAAACAGGAUGGCUCAAAAGUUGUGUGUGGCUUCACCAUCACAACAUGUUCUGGUUGGUGCAAGAGAGAGUGAGGUGGUGCUGCCCUUCACCACUUGCUGCAUGGACUGACAGAUGAGAGAGGAUGUGACUGGAAGGUGCAAGACAAACCAGUGCUGCAAUUUGCUUUUCUUGCCAUGAACUAUUAGUACAAUGCUUUUCUAGUCACACAAGCUCCAGCUGAUGAGAUGUGUUCUACGGAUCCCUUCAGUGUGGGAGUGCAAGGAGGACAGUGUGUGUUUGACCUCCUGUGCGGGUAUCUUGUGACCCCUGUACUGUAUGUGGCCUGUGGGACACUGCUUGCUGCUGUGAUACUUGUCGCUUUGCUCCGACAUGGUGCCCAGUGUGACCUGUGUGUGUGUGUGUGUAUAUGCGUGUGUGUCUGUAUUUACACACGUUUGAUCUACCAGUCAUUAAAUUUUCAGCUUUAUACCACCACCACCACCAGUGGUGUGUGUGUGUGUGUGUGUGUGUGUGUGUGUGUGUGUGACAAUUUACUUCCAGUUCUCUUUAUCAGAAAUCUAAUCUGUGUUUUUGUGUGUGUGUGUGUGCAUGUGUCAGAGCAAGGCUGACCCAGAGCACAGUGUCCCAUAAACCCACCACUUGUCAUUUGACCAGAACCAUGUUACCAGACGGGACAGACACAGAUGCUGCCUGACCAUCCUCUUCCAGAAAUUAUGAUGCACACCAUUUAAAAAGAUUCCACACAUGUAUGACAUGGCAGGUCAGGAAACAAAUAUUUGACUUUAUUAAACAUUGUGGAGGAGCAUGAAACUUUGAAUUCAUGUAACUUUAACAGUAGAUCAUGGUUUCAAAAUUAAGGUAGUCUCUCUCUCUCUCUCUCUCUCUCUCUCUCUCUCUCUCUCUCUCUCUCUCUCUCUCUCUCUCUCUAUUACAUUGCUUGCAAGAACACAAGACCACAAAGUUUGGUUUGGGUGUAGAGUUUGAGAGGAACAUAGUAAAUUUUGCAUAGGAGGAAUGAGGAGAUACAGUCUGUCCAUGAAUAUAAUGAGACAGUGUACACCAUGGGAGUUACUAAGGUAGGACAGUGUUGUGAAGUGGAUGUACUGGCCAGAGAGUGGUGUGCAUCAUAAUGAGUGAGGGGAGUGGCAGGCAGAGGUCAGUCUGUGUAUGCUUGUCUCCGGGAGGACAGUGUCACUGGGUGGCUACCUCGGCCGCCUGCUGGACUGUACACUCUUUAUCAGUGCUAUUAUAUUGCUCCAUGACCUGUAAUGUCAAGCAAGCUGCCUUACUUUUUUGGAAUAAUACUGGAAGAAGAAUCCUUCAUAGGUGUAAGGGAUCUUUUAUAUUACUGUAUUUGUACUGGAAUUAUUAUUAUUAUUAUUAUUAUUA
Messenger RNA from Portunus trituberculatus (swimming crab), 8317 nucleotides. It is a transcript of the gene Cep97, whose product is annotated as flocculation protein FLO11-like. The transcript is spliced from 17 exons. Bases 54 to 3677 code for a protein of 1207 amino acids. The record is from RefSeq and is a predicted model, not a curated record. Gene Ontology annotation, molecular function: protein binding. Lineage: Eukaryota; Metazoa; Arthropoda; Malacostraca; Decapoda; Portunidae.